GCUGAGCUCCUACCCAGGAGAGGAGAGGAGGACGGCUUCUUCCCGACGGACAGGAGCCAUGGCUAAAGAUUACCCAGCAUCUCCUAAAGCCCAGCAUCUGCAAGAAUCCAAGAAGCAGCGUCUCACCUACGUACUUGUGGUGAGCGCUCUCUGCGUUGCCUUCUACGUGCUCGGGGCAUGGCAGAACAGCACCAUGCCGAAUCCUGUGGCUGAUUCGGCAAUCAGCCGAGUCGACUGUGAUACCGUGGCGCAGAGAGACGGCUCGGUGCCGUCUUUUGCGCCUGCAUCUGAGAAUGUGCUCGAUUUUGAUGCGCACCACCAGCUGAACCUCAGUGAGACAGAGUCUGUGGUGCAGCAGUUCCCUGCGUGCCCGCUCAAUCAGAGUGAGUACACGCCAUGCGAGGACCGGAAACGUGGCCGUCUGUUUGACCGGGACAUGCUGAUAUACCGUGAGAGGCACUGCCCGGGCAAGGACGAGCAGAUCCGAUGCCUCAUUCCAGCGCCACCAAAGUACAAGAACCCCUUCAGGUGGCCGGAGAGCAGGGACGUCGCUUGGUUUGACAAUAUCCCUCACAAGGAGCUCAGCAUUGAGAAGGCCGUGCAGAACUGGAUCCGAGUGGAGGGGAACAAGUUCCGGUUCCCUGGUGGUGGCACUAUGUUUCCCCAUGGCGCUGAAGCGUACAUUGAUGAAAUCAGUAAGCUCAUCUCGUUGUCGGAUGGGAGGAUCAGGACGGCGAUCGACACGGGCUGCGGGGUUGCUAGCUUUGGGGCAUACUUGCUGAAGAGGAACAUCAUUACCGUGUCGUUUGCGCCGAGGGACACACACGAAGCUCAGGUGCAAUUUGCACUGGAACGUGGUGUGCCUGCCAUCCUCGGGGUGAUGGGAUCAAUACGGUUGCCUUAUCCAUCUAGGGCAUUUGAUCUGGCUCAUUGUUCACGUUGUCUGAUUCCUUGGGGAGGACAUGAUGGACUGUACCUUGCCGAGAUCGAUAGAAUUCUAAGGCCAGGGGGCUACUGGAUUCACUCGGGCCCUCCAAUCAACUGGAAGACGCACCACAAUGGGUGGAAGAGGGCCGAGGAAGACCUCAAGCGGGAGCAAGACAAGAUUGAGGAUGUCGCGAGGAGCCUUUGCUGGAAUAAGGUGGCCGAGAAGGAGGAUCUCUCCAUCUGGCAGAAGCCCAAGAACCACCUUGAGUGUGCCGACAUAAAAAAGAAGCAUAAGAUACCCCAUAUCUGCAAGAGUGACAACCCUGAUGCUGCCUGGUACAAGAAGAUGGAAUCCUGUCUUACUCCAUUGCCUGAAGUAAGCAACCAGGGAUCAAUCGCCGGCGGAGAGGUUGCGAGAUGGCCAAAGAGGGCAUUCACGGUGCCCCCAAGGGUUAAGAGGGGCACGAUUCCGGGGAUAGAUGAAAAGAAGUUUGAGGAGGACAUGAAGCUGUGGGAGAAGAGGUUGGCGUACUACAAACGCACCACACCCAUAGCACAGGGGAGGUACAGGAAUGUGAUGGACAUGAACGCGAACUUGGGCGGUUUCGCCGCUUCCCUGGUUAAGUACCCUGUGUGGGUGAUGAACGUCGUCCCGGUCAAUUCGGACAAAGACACCCUCGGAGCAAUUUACGAGCGAGGGUUCAUCGGCACGUACCAGGACUGGUGUGAAGCCUUCUCGACGUAUCCGAGGACCUACGACCUUUUGCACGCCGACAAUUUGUUCAGCAUCUACCAGGACAGGUGCGACAUAACGGACAUCCUCCUGGAGAUGGACAGGAUACUGAGGCCCGAGGGCACGGCGAUCAUCCGCGACACGGUCGACAUGCUCACCAAGGUGCAGGCCAUAGCCCAGCGGAUGCGGUGGGACAGCCGCAUCCUGGACCACGAGGACGGGCCCUUCAACCCGGAGAAGGUCCUGGUGGCGGUCAAGACGUACUGGACGGCCGACCCAUCGGAGCACAGCUAAGCUGCAGCUCUCUGAGCUCCGAAAUGGCUUGUCAGGUAAUCAGCCGUGACACGACGAUGGCGUCGGUUUCGCCAUCUCGGUGUGUGUGUAGUAAGCAGUGUGUGUUUCUCUCGCCUUUUUUUUUUUGUCUAAUUCUUUGUAGUUCGGGUCGAAAUGGAAACAAAAAAAAUACGUCGAGCAGAGCAUAGGUUUUUUUUAGCUUGUACGAGCAGAGAUUGUUACUAUGUACUGUACUACUAAGAUUGACUUACUGGAAAAAUAGGUCUUUUACCCA
Molecule: messenger RNA, 2228 nt
Organism: Aegilops tauschii subsp. strangulata
Lineage: Eukaryota; Viridiplantae; Streptophyta; Magnoliopsida; Poales; Poaceae
Product: probable methyltransferase PMT17
Cellular component (GO): trans-Golgi network; endosome; cytoplasm
Molecular function (GO): methyltransferase activity
Source: RefSeq, a predicted model, not a curated record